Ophidiomyces ophidiicola is the source of this 1716-nucleotide messenger RNA. RefSeq lists its product as uncharacterized. Lineage: Eukaryota; Fungi; Ascomycota; Eurotiomycetes; Onygenales; Onygenaceae. Gene Ontology annotation, cellular component: membrane. Bases 1 to 1716 code for a protein of 571 amino acids. The transcript is spliced from 5 exons. The record is from RefSeq and is a predicted model, not a curated record. Gene Ontology annotation, molecular function: transmembrane transporter activity. Gene Ontology annotation, biological process: transmembrane transport.
AUGAGUUCUUUGAAAAGCUCAUCCCUGGAGGGCGAAAUAAAACCACCGCAUCUUAGCCCUUCAACGAGCUUUCCAGAGGAAUACAACUUGGAUCGCAUUGAAACUAGCGACAGUCAUGAUUUCGUAUCGCCUUUCCAGGGACACACAAGAAAUGACCAUCGGGACAUGAUGCGCAUGGGCAAGGAUCAAGAGUUUGUGGUUCGUUUGCGCUUCCGUUAUCUUAAAAUACUCCACCCAGUCCAAGGCCCUAUUGACGAGAUAACAUCUAAAUCGGCUGUAGAGAACGUAUCGCCCGGUAGCAGCUCUGAGUCUCUCAAUCGUGCUCGGCGCCACAUGGGAGUUUAUGUUGGUUACAGAUCUCAGGAACAAGGCCUAGCGGAUGGCGGGAUUGCCGGCUUGUUCUGGUCCUAUCUCUGGACGUUCAUUGGAUUUGGGUUCUGCAUGUGCUCGUUAGCGGAGAUGGCAUCAAUGGCUCCUAUUUCCGGAGGGCAAUACCACUGGGUUUCUGAGUUUGCAUCCCCAAGCUGCCAAAAGGCUUUGAGCUAUUUCACAGGAUGGAUGUCAGUAUUAGCAUGGCAAGCGGGAGCGGCGUCUGGUCCAUUUUUAGCGGGAACUCUCGUUCAGGGCUUGAUUGUUAUCAAUUUGCCAGACUAUGAGCCGGUUCGUUGGCAUGGAACUCUUCUGGUCUGCGCCAUGGCGUUUCUAAUCUAUGUGUUCAAUGUAUGGUUUGCACAAGCAAUGCCCAUGCUCCAAAAUGUGCUCUUUGUUGUCCAUGUCUUGACUUUUAUGGUGAUUAUUAUUGUACUCUGGACUCUGGCUCCACUCAAUACACCUCAGACGGUCUUCACUGCAUUCACAGAUAGAGGAGGAUGGCCGUCGAUGGGCCUGAGUUUGAUGGUUGGACAGAUAAGUGCAAUUUAUGGAUCCCUGACAUCCGACGCCGCAGCCCAUAUGGCGGAAGAAGUGAGGGAUGCAUCGAGGCAAGUUCCUCUAGCAAUGGCUUGGGGCUAUUUUAUAAAUUGCAUCAUGGCCCUUAUUUUGCUAGUCACUUACCUUUUUGCCCUCCCUUCUGUGGAGGAUGCUAUCCGCAAUCCUUCUAUAUUUCCAUUCCUCUAUGUCUUUGGGAAUGCUGUGUCGCCAACGGUAGUUACCAUCAUCACGAGUCUGAUUUUCAUCCUUGUGGUUUCGAGCAACAUAUCAUUUGGUGCAGCUGCAUCACGCCAGACCUUUUCUUUUGCCCGAGACCAAGGCCUUCCCUUUGCGAAAUGGUUAGCGGCUGUCGAUAAGACAAAACACCUCCCCACAAACGCUAUCCUGUUUACCUGCAUCUGCACGAGUCUUGCGUCGUUGAUAUAUAUCGGGGUGGAGGUGGCGUUCAACGUUAUCAUCACACUAUAUGUCAGCGCGCUGGCCACAACGUAUGUGUUUUCUAUCGGCUCUGUUCUCUACCAGCGUAUCUUUCACCCAGAUAAGGUGCCACCUGCACGCUGGAGUCUCGGAAAAAUAGGAGGCCCUAUUGUGAAUGUAAUUGCGCUGCUGUACGCCCUUUUCGCAUUCUUUUGGUCCUUCUGGCCGAAUACAAGAAAUGUCACGGCGAAGACCUUCAACUGGGGCGGCGUCAUGUUCGUGAUUGUUGCGAUUGCAUCUAUCAUCAUGUACCUUGCGCAGGGCCGAAAAGUGUACAAAGCACCCGUUAGCACCGUAGCCGGGAGAUGA